UCUGUAGCAUGAAUCAAUGGCAUCAAGCAAAUCAAUUACUCAAUGAAAUGAUAUCGAAAGACAUACAACCAGAUGUUUAUACAUUUAGCAUCCUAGUUGAUGCAUUAUGUAAAGAUGGAAGGAUUGUACAAGCUCAAGCUGUAUUUGCUAGGGUGGUGAAGAGCGACCAGAGCCCUAAUGUUGUUACAUAUAAUGCUGUGAUGGAUGGACAUUGUUUGACCAAUAAUAUCAUUGAGGCUAAAGAAGUUUUUAACAAGAUGAUUGAAAAUGGUUUGGCACCUGACCUUUUUAGUUAUAAUAUUUUGAUCAACGCAUGUUUUAAGAAGAAAAUGGUGGAUGAAGCGAUGGAUCUUUUUAAGGAAUUGCAUUCCAAAAAUUUGGUUCCUGAUGUUAUAACUUAUACUUCCAUUAUUGAUGGGUUGCUCAAAUCACAAAGAAUCUCAUGCGCGCAAGAUAUUAUUUAUGAGAUGCACGAGAAGGGUCUUCACCCUGAUAUCAUCACUUACAGUAUCUUGUUAGAUGCACUUUGCAAAAUGGGACGUCUUGACAAGGCAAUUACUCUAUUUAGGCAAAUUGUUGAUCAAGGAUUCCAGCCUAAUGUGAAGACCUACACUAUACUUAUUGAUGGUUUGUGCAAAGGUGGUAGAUUAAAUGAUGCGUGGGAGAUUUGUCAGUAUCUUUUGGCUAAAGGUUAUCAACUAGGUGUCCACACAUAUACUGCUAUGCUUCAUGGACUUUGCAAAGAUGGUUUGCUUGAUGAAGCCGAGGCCUUGCUUGAUAGAAUGUUAGAGAACAAUUGCCUCCCAAACUUUGUAACUCUCAAUGUUAUUAUCCGAUAUCUUCUUGAAAACAUUGAGAAUGACAAGGCAGGUAAGGUUCUCAGUAGAAUGAUUUAUAGAGGCGUAUUGAAGAAAUAA
Molecule: messenger RNA, 917 nt
Organism: Neltuma alba
Lineage: Eukaryota; Viridiplantae; Streptophyta; Magnoliopsida; Fabales; Fabaceae
Product: pentatricopeptide repeat-containing protein At1g62930, chloroplastic-like
Exons: 1
Coding region: 9-917 (302 amino acids)
Molecular function (GO): protein binding
Source: RefSeq, a predicted model, not a curated record